Molecule: messenger RNA, 1614 nt
Organism: Debaryomyces fabryi
Lineage: Eukaryota; Fungi; Ascomycota; Pichiomycetes; Serinales; Debaryomycetaceae
Gene: OLE2
Product: Ole2p
Exons: 1
Coding region: 1-1614 (537 amino acids)
Biological process (GO): unsaturated fatty acid biosynthetic process
Cellular component (GO): endoplasmic reticulum membrane
Molecular function (GO): stearoyl-CoA 9-desaturase activity; iron ion binding
Source: RefSeq, a predicted model, not a curated record
AUGUCACUGAAAGCGAAUGUUAACAGUAGCGGUGUGUCGCCUAGGAACAAGAAAGUUCUUAAGCGUAAGGUACACCAUAGAGAUGAUAAUGCAGCGGCAGGAAAUAAUAGUCAAUUCUUGAACCAUGCAUCACAUUUGAAGGCUACACAUAUGAACCAAAUGAGGAAGAGGAAAAGAGAUUUUUUUAAUAGGAUUAACUACAGUCAAACGCUUUCUGUGGUAGUCCUUCCUUUAUUCGCAUUGAUCUAUUUAUUCAAGUAUUCUCCAGGCGUGAUUCCUGAAAAUGCUCGUACAUUGACUUUUUCUUGUAUAUAUUUCAACUUCACUAUAUUGGCUUUCACUUCUGGGUACCAUAAAUGCUUUGCACACAAUGCGUUCCGGCCACUGUUCAAAUUUUUGCAGAUGUACUUUGCAUUUUUCGGGAGUAGUCUAGGGCUAGGGUCUAUUAAAUGGUGGGUUUCUUUACACAGAUCGCAUCAUCAGUUUACAGACGACACAGAAAGAGACCCGUAUCUGAUAAAACGAGGAUUUACGUGGGCACAAUGGGGCUGGUUAAUUAAAAAGCCAAAAAUUGUAACGUUUUACGAAGAGUUUAUGGAACAUGAGUUUCCCCAGGAGACACAGACCAAAAAGGAUCACCUUGAAGCUAAAAGGACUUUGGUUAACGAAGUUGAUUUUGAUGAAGAAUAUUGUGACGAUGAGCUAGAGAAUUUAAAGAAUGACUAUGAGAUUAGCGUCCACGAGCUCAUUUUAUGGCAAAAUAAGUAUUACUUUUUGUUUUUCCUAAUCUCCACAAUAAUCAUUCCUAUGUUGGUCACCGUCUUAAUAUGUAAGGACACAUGGAUAAACGGAAUAUUAUACCCUGGGAUUCUUAGAAUGUUUUUAUGUCAGCAACUGAUACUAAGUACCGAGUCUGUUUGUCAUAUGAAAGGAUUAGGUGUGUCUAUUCCUAUGCAACCAUUCAAUGAUAAGAACUCAUCACAGAACUGUAUGAAUCCUUUGGUAAGUUUUCUUUCCUAUGGCCAGGCGCUGCAAAACUUUCACCACGAAUUUCCCCAUGAUUAUCGCUGUGCGCCAUCGUUAUACGCAUUUGACCCUACUAAGUGGUGCAUAUGGACAUUGUCUAAGAUUGGUUUUGUAAGCGAACUUUGUACAACUCCAAAAGAUCUUAUCACUCAGUUAAGGAUACAGCAAAAACAGGAAGUAAUUAACAGAAUGAAGAGUCAGUUGAACUGGGGUACACCUAUUUCAAAGUUACCAUUAAUUAAACCAAAAGAAUUCAAGAAAAUCAGCGCUUCUGCAAGCCAUAACAACAGAAUUUACAUUGUCAUUCAAAACAUCAUACAUGAUAUAACUUCCUUCAUGGACCAACAUCCUGGAGGGGUUCCAUUAUUAAAAGCUUCACAUGGCAAGGAUGCAACUAAAGCAUUUUAUGGUGGUGUCUAUGGACAUCUGACAGCGGCUGCCAACUUAUUGGCUACUAUGAGAAUUGGAGUUCUUGAUGUCGGUAAUGAUGAAGAGGUCUGGAAGAGAGUUGUACGUGAAGAGGGCGAUGUUACUAAUGAAAAUGAAAGACAUGAGAAUAAGCUGUAUAGAACAGCAGAAGCAGCCUGA